AUGGGUAAAGGCGGAUCACUAAGCGAAGGCGUGAUCAAGAACAUCGUCCUCUCCUACACCUACGUAGCGAUAUGGAUCUUCCUCAGCUUCACCGUCAUCGUCUACAACAAAUACAUCCUCGACAAGAAGAUGUACGACUGGCCUUUCCCUAUCUCUCUCACCAUGAUCCACAUGUCCUUUUGCUCAACCCUAGCGUUCCUCCUCAUCAAGGUCUUUAACUUCGUCGAGCCUGUCUCCAUGUCACGUGACACUUACCUCAGAUCCGUGGUUCCCAUCGGCGCCUUGUACUCACUCUCCUUAUGGCUCUCUAACUCCGCUUACAUUUACCUCUCCGUCUCCUUCAUACAAAUGCUCAAAGCCCUCAUGCCCGUCGCGGUCUACUCCAUCGGUGUCUUGUUCAAGAAGGAAGGUUUUAAGUCGGAGACUAUGAUGAACAUGUUAUCUAUCUCCUUUGGUGUAGCUAUCGCUGCUUAUGGAGAAGCUAGGUUCGAUGUGUGGGGUGUGGUUCUUCAGCUCGGUGCGGUUGCGUUCGAGGCGACAAGAUUGGUAAUGAUUCAGAUCUUGCUUACUUCUAAAGGGAUCACGUUGAAUCCCAUCACUUCUCUUUACUACGUUGCACCAUGCUGCUUAGCUUUCUUGUUUAUCCCUUGGAUUGUUGUGGAGUUUCCGAUCUUGCUUACUUCUAAAGGGAUCACGUUGAAUCCCAUCACUUCUCUUUACUACGUUGCACCAUGCUGCUUAGCUUUCUUGUUUAUCCCUUGGAUUGUUGUGGAGUUUCCGGUUCUUAGAGAGACCUCUAGCUUUCAUUUUGAUUAUGUUAUUUUCGGGACGAACUCGUUUUGUGCGUUUGCUUUGAAUCUUGCUGUGUUUCUUUUGGUGGGGAAGACGUCUGCUUUGACCAUGAAUGUGGCUGGUGUGGUUAAGGACUGGUUAUUGAUCGCAUUCUCAUGGUCGGUUAUUAAGGACACUGUGACUCCUAUUAAUCUUUUUGGUUAUGGGAUUGCGUUCUUGGGCGUUGCGUAUUAUAAUCAUGCUAAGUUACAAGCGUUGAAGGCUAAAGAGGCUCAGAAGAGUGCUCAGCAGAUUGAUGAAGAGAGUGGUAGGCUUUUGGAAGAGAAGGGAGGUAAUGAAGGUGGAAGGAAGAACGAGCCAGAGGAUUGA
Molecule: messenger RNA, 1161 nt
Organism: Eruca vesicaria subsp. sativa (arugula)
Lineage: Eukaryota; Viridiplantae; Streptophyta; Magnoliopsida; Brassicales; Brassicaceae
Source: the annotation of a GenBank genome assembly